GUGUACAACCACAUGUUGAAGCGAUACGCCCGAUUGGAGGACAGAGUCCUGCAGAAGAGCAGCACCUGAACCUGAGCCGCCACAACCAAUCAGAGCUGUCGAUGGAAAUCAGACGAGGUUUAGAGGAAGUAAACAGCAGCUGCUGCUUCACAAACAGGAAACAUGAAUGAACUGUAAACAACAUUUUACAACAUGGCUGAGACGUCAGCUGACAGACCAGCAGCAGCUUUGGACUGGUUUGAUUUAUCUACAAACACCUUUAUUUCCUCUGUGAACAGGUCUGUCUCUGUGUGGACAUUUCACAGGUUUGAUCCCAGAAGCUGCCUGUUAAACCUCUGGAGCCUAAAACCUUAAGAAGCCCUCAGAAUACAGACGAAUGUUUCAUUCAUUCGUUUGUUUUCUCUGGGAUAAAAUACAUUUUAUUUCUAAAUGAUCACCUGCAGCCCUCAGGCUCCUUCCACUGAUUAAUUAGACUUAACUGCUGUAAAAAAAAGUCGUCAUUUGAAGAGUGAAUUUGAAUAAUGUGUCUCAUUAAGGAUGAAAAAUCCUCCCCUGUAAUUCAUCAUUGAAUAUUUAUAAAAUAUUGAAGACCCAGGUGAGACGUGUUCUCAUUUUGUCAGUCAUCCUGACAGCUGCUUCACAUGUUUAAAUACAUCUGCUGUUUGACCUUCAUGCACUCAGUGGUAACGCCUCCAACAGCCCUCAGCUUCAGCAGUUUAUACAUGAAGAGGAGGAGGAUCCUGCACUCUGAUUGGCUGCUGCUGUUCCCACGUGAUAAAUGACGAAGAGGUAAAAUAUGAAGGAUAAGAAAUACGACCUAUGGGAACGUUACUGCUUCAGCUUUGGAAUAGAAAACCAUAACAGGAGACAUAACACUACUACACGUCAUCUGCGUCAGUGAAGGUUUGAGCCAAUCAGGACAAAGUGCUGUCGUCACAGCGGUGGCUCCAAGUCAGCCGCCUUACUUUUUAAAAAUUAAAUUAUUUGUAUUUAAUGUUAUUAUUAUUUUUGUUAUAUUCAUUUUUAUAUUAUGUUUUAUACACCCCUGGCAACACAGUAUUGUUGUAUAGAAAAUUGUUGAUAAAGCAUAAAAAAACAAAAACAAAAAAACAGGCGCGUGUCAUUUGAUUGGACGUCAGAGAGCGUAACGGAGGCGGAGCUAGCUAACAGCGUCUGUAGCUACUAGCACGAGCUAAAACACGUUAGUAUAGAUGUAACAGCUGCUGUGUGGCUGAAGGAGGAGUUCAGACUCUGUUGUAGAGGUUUAUCUGUGAGUCUCAGUCCAACAAUAAGUCCUUUUCUGUCGCUGUGGAGGCUAACGAUGAAAGUCCAUUCAGAUUCACCGGGAAAGUUUAAAUUCUCCUCAGCGCUGAGAAAGUCCACACAGGCUGAUUUUGAUUUGUUUACAGUGAAUCCGCAGUUUCGGUGACCUGAAACACGAGCCGAGUGAACGACUGAUGACUCGAGAAGAUGAUGCUGGGCCCAACUCCAACCAUCCGGUCGAGUCGAGUCGAGUCAACGCUGCAGAGGACGAGUCGAUCCAGCCAGGGUUCAGGGCUGAGCCACGGCGAGGCCGACACCAGGGAGUGUCUCUACUACAACGUCAACUUUGAGAUCGAGAAGACGAACCAGAGCGGGGUGGAGCACUGCGAGGGCGAGAAGGACAAACGCUCGCACUGCUACGCCUCCUGGAGGAACAACUCGGGCUCCAUCGAGCUGGUGAAGAAGGGCUGCUGGCUCGACGACUUCAACUGCUACGACCGACAGGAGUGUGUGGCGACGGAGGAGAGUCCUCAGGUCUUCUUCUGCUGCUGUGAAGGAAACUUCUGUAACGAGAGGUUCACACACCUGCCUGACGUCACUGGGCCACUGAUUAAAGCCCCGCCCUCCAGCGUCGGCGUGUUAAACGUGAUGAUUUACUGCCUGCUGCCCGUCACCAUGCUGUCUGUGGCUCUGCUCACCGCCGUCUGGAUGUACCGACACCGGAAACCUCCGUACGGUCACGUGGACAUCGCUGAGGAUCCUGGUCCUCCACCAGCCUCCCCCCUGCUGGGUCUGAAGCCUCUGCAGCUGCUGGAGGUGAAGGCCAGAGGCCGCUUCGGCUGCGUCUGGAAGGCCCAGAUGAUGAACGAAUUUGUGGCCGUGAAGAUCUUCCCCAUCCAGAACAAGGAGUCGUGGCAGAACGAGAGAGACGUGUUCAUGACGCCGGGUAUGAGGCACGAAAACAUCCUGAGGUACAUCACCGCAGAGAGACGAGGGAGUCACCUGGAGGCCGAGCUGUGGCUCAUCACCGAGUUCCACGAGAGGGGCUCUCUGUCCGACUUCCUGAAGGGAAACGUGGUCAGCUGGUCCGAGCUGUGUCACAUCGCCGAGUCGAUGGCGUGCGGCCUGGCGUACCUUCACGAAGACGUCCCCCGGCAGAAAGGAGAGGGACCCAAACCGGCCAUCGCUCACAGGGAUUUUAAGAGUAAGAACAUCAUGUUGCGUUCAGACCUCACUGCAGUAAUCGGUGACUUUGGUCUGGCCGUUCUCUUCGAGCCGGGGAAACCACCUGGAGAGACACACGGACAGGUGGGGACGAGGCGGUACAUGGCUCCGGAGGUUUUAGAAGGAGCCAUCAACUUCCAGCGAGACGCCUUCCUUCGAAUCGACAUGUACGCCAUGGGCCUGGUGCUGUGGGAGCUGGUGUCCCGCUGCAAGGCUGCUGACGGUCCGGUGGAUGAGUACAUGCUGCCGUUUGAGGAGGAGGUCGGUCAGCAUCCGACCCUGGAGGACCUGCAGGAAACAGUCGUCCACAAGAAGAUGAGACCGGUCCUCAAAGACCUGUGGCUCAAACACAGCGGUCUGGCUCAGGUCUGCGAGACGGUGGAGGAGUGCUGGGAUCACGACGCCGAGGCUCGCCUGUCGGCCGGCUGCGUGGAGGAGAGGAUCUCCCAGGUGCGCCGCCUCACCGCCACCAUCGCCCCGCCUACCUCCGACCACCACGCCCUGCUGGUCUCCACGGUCGCACCUGUUCCCAUGGUAACCAACGUGGACCUGCCGCCCAAAGAGUCCAGUAUAUGAGAAGACAGGAUGAGUCCGACACAACAAACUAAAGUUUUCUCAGAGGCCUGUUGUUACCGGUGAUUUCUCCUGAUGUUCGGUUCAACGUCCUCUGGAAACUAAAACACACACACACACACACACACACACACACACACACACACACACACACACACACACACACAUUCUCUUUUCUCAGUGGAAUUUUACAACCGACACCAGAAAUCCGGCGCGAGAGCAGCUGCUAUUUUAUCUCUGGAUUGUGUUUUUUAUUUGAGCCUCUCUCUUCAUCCUCUUGGACAGAUAUUACCAGCACACGUCCUCGUUUUUCCUACGUUGUCAUGUCCUUUUUUUAACCAGGUGUGUGUGUGUGUUUUAUGAAAACACAAAGCAAACAUGCACACACACACACACAGGAACACCCAACACUGAAACGCAUUCAGGUCCCGACUCAGUGAAUGCUCUUCUAUCUCCAGGUACCUCAGCGACGACUUUCGUUACGUUUGCAGAUUUUUGAAUCGUUUUCCUCGUGCAUUCCUCCCUCUGCUGUCUUCUUCUACUCCUGCGACAGAUCUGGAUUUAUCUACCUACCUGGCAACUUUGCAACCGCGUCACCUAGCAACCGCCGACCAUCAACCCUGCCUGUUGGGACAGGACGUUUUUUUACUACAAUGCUGCAGAACCCUCGUAGGAACUCGAUGACUGUUACACAAACACCGACAGCAAAGGUUUUAAAGUUGAGUUUUUCUACCUUGGACUGUUUUUCUUUUCUACUUUUCUCCUGUUACCACACGUUACUAUUCACACACGACAAACCUUCGGAUCCAACGGGUCGUAUCCAAAAAGACAGGAAACAGGAAGUGAGGUCAGAAGGAAAGAUGUGAAAAACAAAAAGCAGAAAGACAGUUUGUUUUUAUCGUGAAGGUUUCCUUUCUCUCUCUCUCUCUAUUUUGUGUUUAACUCUAUAAUUUGAGGUUGAAGACUGAGAGAAGUCUGACGGGACUGGUUGUCAGGAAGCAGGAGGCAGAUGUCUUGCAUGCAGAGAUUUGAUUGGCUGACUGUGCUCAACCACAGCAUUUUGGUUGGCUUGGAAAUAAAACUUCUCAGGUAACCAGGUCUACAGGGGUUGGGGGGGGGAUUGAUGUCAGGCUAUGCUGGCCGCAAGUUUCUGUAGUUGAGAAGGGGCGGGGCCAACAAUGGGUGUGGCCAAUGAACGACUUUGGUGGGAGGGGUUUAUCUGAGGGUGCUUAAAGCCUAUUGGCUGUCCUGAACAUGUAAAUUUGCAAGGUGCCCAAACAAAAGGGGAAAACACGUGUUACCCUGAAAACAAGGUGCAAGACCUCAGGAUGCAUAGAACGGUUUAUGCAUUUAGGUCAGCGUGUGUGUGAGAGUGUGUGUGAGAUAUGGUAUGUAUGUGUGAGUGUGUGUGAGUGUCUGUGUGAACACAACAGUCACAUGACGUGACAGAUGAUGAGUUUCUUUUGUUUGUUUACUUUGUUUUGAGUUGUUGCAGAGUCCUGCAGUCGCUAACCUACUUCCUGGUUUUAGCAUCAGUGCUGCAGGACUCUGUUACCUGGAGGUUAGGUGAAGGACCUGUGACCUUUGACCUCCUCUGUCAUGUUACCUUCUAACUUCACCACCUUCUGACUUGUUUCAGGUACAUCAAUCACACAGAGGUCAAAGGUCAUCAGUCUCCUCCUCACUUACCUCCUACCCUCUACUCUUAUUCUCUCUUCUUUUUUUUUUUUUUUCCCUCCUUCAACCGGGACCAAAACCGGGGCGUUGGCCUUCUGCCCCGGAAACCGGCUGCAAAGAGUCCAGUUCAGAAACUCACUUCAUCCUCUGACGUCUUUACUAACGAUGAAAACUGGAAACAAAAACAAGGAACUCUGUUGGUUUUUAAAGUUUGUACUUUUUGUUCCUUCUGUGACGCCAUACAUGUAACAGUGAAUGUCUACAAUGCUGCUGCUGCUGACGAUGACGAAGAUGAAGAUGAUGAUUCAAACUCAAAGAUGAAUAUAUUUCUGUAUAUUCCUUUUGAUUGUUUAUUUUACUUUCGGUGCGUUGAAAACAUGCAACUCUCCGUACGACGUCAGCGAAGCGACGGGAGGCGUCACACGUUUGAAACCGCCGGAACGACGACGACUCGCGAACGAGAGAGAACGACGUUGACUAAUAAACGAAUAGAAAGGAAAAGGCGGGAGAAGACUACGUCAGAACAAUACUGCUCAUGAACCACAGAUCACCUCAAUACACCAGAAAUACCUCAGACUUUUCUACGUUUAAAGUUCUGUUUCUAUAUUUUAUUAGUUGCUUUGACAACUUGUAGUCACAUGAUAUUUUAUUGUGAACGUUUAUUCUUUGUUUGACUUUUGUUUUUUACUCUUGGAUUAGAGACGUUCAUGUUUUUUUUCUCCAAACUGAAGAAGAAGAAAUGCUACCAGGUGACAGCGAAACUCGAACCUCCACGUUGUAAAUAAAAAUAAUUUUUUUCUUUCUUUAACUUUUUUUUCUUUUAGACUGAUCUGAUCUGAACUGCCGAUAUCAUAAAACCACCUGGACUGAGCUGGACUUCCUCUCUUCAUUCCUCCUCCUCUCCUUUCAUUUUCUUGUUUCUCAGCUUCUCCUCUUCUCUGCUCGUCUUCUCAUCCUUCUGUCUUUUGACUCUUCCUCCUCUUAUAUCCUUCCUUCUCUCUCUUCUCUCGUCUUCCAGUUUCAUCAAAUAAUCUGUUCUUCUCUUCUUCUUCAUCUUUCUCCUUUCUCUCCAUUUCCUGGUGUCGUCAUUGCUGUGCCUUUGUUUUACUUCAUCUGAACGUUUCCGCCUUUCUUUCUUCCUCUGGUUCCCUUCUUCACUUCCUUCCUGUGAAUGAAAAGUCGCGUUUUCCUGAACAUCACACCUGUGUAUGUGUCUCAGAUUAAAACAAAAAGUUAAAUCGUGUUCGAUGAAAUGAAUCAAACUAAUCAGAGAGACCCUGCAAUAAUCUUCUCUGCACGUACUCAGGUGUGAUCUCCAUGUGACUCUCAACCCUCUCAGACGAAGACAAACUGACUGACAGACGCAGACUGACUCAGAUCCAGGUGUUUCCAGGUGUUUUCAGGAACAUAUUACCUCAUUAAAGCCACACGGGCAGAAACAGUGUGCUAUAGGAAGGCGACCGCACUCGGUGCCGGUGGGAAGAGGAAGCUGACGUUAACGUUCAGGAUGAGAAACACGGGGUCAUCGACACAUGAUCAGAAACCAAACACACGUGUUACCUGUGGUUUACAUCAGGAAACAUUCACCAGGAAGGAGUCACACUGUGUCGGGGAAAUCAGAGUUAGCAUUGUUAGCAUCCCACAGUGAAACCAGUGGGGUAUCUGACUGAAACCAAACGGGGACCAAUCUGUUGAAUGCUAACACUCCUCUUCAACCAACUCAAGUGCCAAUCCAGCCAACGGUUCCCCGUCACGAUGUGACGCCCAAAGCUCUUAGUUUCACCCUGUAUCAACUACAGUACAUGUACUACUUUAACUCAGUUAGCUUGUACUGUUAGCACUGAGUUGGCUAACAUAUCACACUUGUAUAGCGAACCCGCUAAAGAAUAACCUUAGUAAUUUUAUGGUGACGGAAUAAACGGCGAGCUAAAAAAAUCAGAGUGAGAAAAGAGCCACGUGAACCAACAUGGCCGCACUUCUGGGCUUCCACUGAGCGUGGGAAACGAGUCGUCAUCCGAGUCCUCCAGGUCAUAAACCAGAGGAAACCUUAGACGAGUUUAACACUGUGAUUGGAAAAGUACCAGACUCAUGCUUUUUGUUUUUUAACAGAGAGCUGUGUUUUAAAUGAAGCUGUAGAAGUCACGAAAAGAUGAUUUGUUUUAACGCUCAGGAGCCUCUUUAAUAUGUGCACCUGUACCGGUACACCUGUACAGUCUAAUGUUGUAUUGGAUUGCAUUAGACUGCACAGGUGUGCCUAAUGAAGUGUGUAUAGUUUGAACAAAACGUGUGUUCUUCAGGAACAUGAUAAAAAAUCGUAUCUUUCAGGACUCCUGAGUUUUAAAAACACGUCUUAUGCUUCUUAAAAUAUUUGGUUUUUUAAAAACUUGUAUUUAAACCCGUUUUUCUUGUUGUUUUCCACCAGCACAGAUUUAAACACAGACAGACGUACAGUCCUGACCAGCGUGUCAGCUGACGUUAUCGGUGGAGGACCCGGCGAGUAGCGUUUCCCCGGCUUUCAUUAGAAGUCACCAUUUAAAGGCUCGUUUUCGCUCGUUUUUGUGCAAGUGAUGCUUCCAUUUUUUUGGCCACUCAAGUGCCUGUGAGGACGAAUCAAGAAGUCAGCACUUCUUCUUGAUUUCUCCUGAGCGUGUACAAAUGUUUUUCCUGUCAGUAAACUCGGGCCUUAGUCAGCGACAGAAGGUUUACCUGAACAGAAAGCUGUGACGUCACGUCCACCAUGUGAUAAUAUCUCUGACCUGUCGACUUGGUGAAAUCUCCUCUGAGCUUCCUGCCUCUUUUUCUUUGUAGAACUAAAGAGAUCAGAGACAGUGUCUGAUAAUCCAUCACUAACCAAGGAACUGACCUGAAAUCAGUGUUAAAGGCUUCCACCCUCUCAGGAAGAGGUGGGGGGCUCUGGAGGAGGGGGCAGUGACUGAAUAACAGGUGGAUCUGAUUCAGGACUUUCCCAGGCAUGUUGUUAACAAACCGCUGCUGUUACUCUCUUAUCCUGAACAAACCAGGUGUGUAAAGAUGGCGGCUUCCUGUUUGAUAUCGUGUUCGUAACAUCAGGUGUCAGUUUAGACAGAAAACCAUUAAAACAGGUCAAAUAAAGAAUAAGACGUGAAGCUGAUGAGAUGAUAAAAGACUAAAUUUCUGUCUAAUCUCACAUCAGACAGAGCAGAGAUCAAACUGAGAGGCGGCUAUCUUUACAAAACCUCCUCCACCAGGACACCAUGACGAUGAUGAUGAAGAUGUGGUGUGAAAUGUAAAUCUUGUACCUUAUGUUUCACUGUUGUAGCUCAACUGUAGAACACAGAGACAAACUUGUACUACUGAUUUAACAGAUAUGCUAUAAAAAAGAAACAGACUCUGUAUGACUGUCCACACGCUGAGAACUGGUUUUCAUUAUUGUAAAAAACAAAAAAACAAAAAAAAACAUUCCCGUCUUUUGGACUAAAGAAGUUGUGGGAAAAGCUGUUUUUGUCUUUUUCAAAUAUAUAAAUAUAUAUGUACGUAUACUACAGCAGAUGGAAGAAAUACGCCCAGGCAGGAAGUUUCAAAGUUAAAAAAAUAAAAGCCCCCUUCCCCAGGUUCUGUCCAUCCUGUUGUGAUGCUGUUCAACGGUUCGAGUGGGUGUUUUUAUUUUCUUAUUUUCAUUUUGAGAAGCAAUGAUUGUUGUAACAUAGAUGUUUAAUUUGCAGUCCCCAUGAACCCCCCCCUUGUUAGGAACUCUCUCUUUUUUAACUGUGGUGGUUUGUAGAGAAAAGCUCAGCGUCCAGAUGUGGAGCUGCUGUUAGAUCUGCCUAAAAAAACAAAAACAAAAAAAGAAAUAAUGUGUUUGUCUGUGUGUGUGUGCGUUUGUGUGUUUGUGUGUGUUUUUGGGGCGUCUCUCUCUCUCUCUCUCUCUCUCUUUCUUCAUAAAUCUAUUGUCUCUCUCUCUCUCUCUGUCCACCCAGUGCCAGGAUCAUCAUGUAUGAAUGAAUGUAGUUCUAGUCCUCAGCGCAGCGACGCCUCCCACACACACAAACACACACAGACACACAACCUGUUACUGCAAAGUCAAAUAAAAAUCACUGUAGAAAACAAAGGGUUAUUUCAAUUUUAUCUUUUUGUAUAUGGAAAUAAACAUUAAAUACUGUCAGAUCAUUUUA
Molecule: messenger RNA, 8888 nt
Organism: Lates calcarifer (barramundi perch)
Lineage: Eukaryota; Metazoa; Chordata; Actinopteri; Centropomidae
Gene: acvr2ba
Product: activin A receptor type 2Ba
Exons: 13
Coding region: 1471-3063 (530 amino acids)
Biological process (GO): cellular response to growth factor stimulus; protein phosphorylation; activin receptor signaling pathway
Cellular component (GO): activin receptor complex; plasma membrane
Molecular function (GO): ATP binding; activin receptor activity; activin binding
Source: RefSeq, a predicted model, not a curated record